Limanda limanda (common dab) is the source of this 1030-nucleotide messenger RNA. Its product is annotated as NLR family CARD domain-containing protein 3-like. Lineage: Eukaryota; Metazoa; Chordata; Actinopteri; Pleuronectiformes; Pleuronectidae. The coding region runs from base 128 to 1030 and encodes 300 amino acids. The record is from RefSeq and is a predicted model, not a curated record. The transcript has 2 exons.
AGGAACUGAUGAAACAGGAAGUAGAACCCUCCUAAACAGGAUCUACACUGAGCUCUACAUCACAGAGGGACAGAGUGAAGAGGUUAAUACUCAACAUGAGGUGAGGCAGCUUGAGACGGCUUCCAAGAUGAAGAUCCUCCACGACACUCCCAUCAGGUGCCACGACAUCUUUAAAGCCUCCACUGACCAGCAGAGACGCAUCAGAGUCGUCCUGACCAACGGCGUCGCUGGCGUUGGGAAAACCUUCUCGGUGCAGAAGUUCACUCUGGACUGGGCAGAGGGUUUAGAGAACCAGGAUGUGGGUCUGCUGACUGUGCUUUCGUUCAGGGAGCUGAACCUGGUGAAGGACCAGCAGCACAGUCUCCUCACGCUGCUCCGUGUUUUCCAUCCAGCGUUACAGAAGCUCACGGCAGAGACGCUCGCUGUCUGUAAACCUUUGUUCAUCUUUGACGGCCUGGAUGAAAGCAGACCUUCUCUGGACUUCAACCACAGGGAGCUUGUGUCUGAGGUCACACAGAGGUCAUCAGUCAACGUGCUGCUGACAAACCUCAUCCGGGGGAAUCUGCUUCCCUCGGCUCUCGUCUGGAUAACCUCCAGACCUGCGGCGGCCAAUCAGAUCCCUCCUGCAUGUGUUGACAGGGUCACAGAAGUACGAGGCUUCACUGACGCCCAGAAGGAGGAGUACUUCAGGAGGAGAUUCAGUGAUGAAGAGCUGUGCAGCAGAAUCAUCUCACACAUCAAGACGUCCAGGAGCCUCCACAUCAUGUGUCAAAUCCCAGUCUUCUGCUGGAUCAGUGCUACAGUUCUGGAGCACAUGUUGACCACAGACCAGAGAGGAGAGCUGCCCAAGACCCUGACUGACCUGUACUCACACUUCCUGCUGGUUCAGACAAAGAGGAAGAACAACAAGUACGGUGAGAAGAGGGCUGACAGGUACGUUCUCCUGAAGCUGGGGAGGCUGGCACUUAAACAUCUGGAGGAAGGAAACAUCAUGUUCUACCAAGAAGACCUGGAGUGGAGUCUGUACUGA